Molecule: messenger RNA, 1655 nt
Organism: Folsomia candida
Lineage: Eukaryota; Metazoa; Arthropoda; Collembola; Entomobryomorpha; Isotomidae
Exons: 4
Coding region: 284-1516 (410 amino acids)
Source: RefSeq, a predicted model, not a curated record
UCUCUAUGUAGUCAGCUGCGAGAUUGCGUACUGUAGUAGGGUAGACGAGCAUAUGUACAUAUGUAUUAAGGGACAGCAGAAAACCAGCCCAGCUUUGAAAUCGGGCAAUACAUACAUGCAUACAUAUUUAGUUACAUUGAACCUUCAUUGAAGGAAAAAUAAGAGAGUGUGCUCUAAAUAUUUAUAUUUCUAAUCGUGGUCAAGUUCCUGCAGGAAUCCACAAAACUAAUUUACACCCACACAUGUACAUACAUAAGUGCAUACACACAUCCUACCGCAAACAAUGCUCCCAAAGUUUGUGAAAAGCGUUCGCCAAAAACAACUCCAUCGUCGCCAAAAUGGAGACGAGGAGAGGGAAAUUGCACCUACUUUCUCCACAAUACGAGAACAAGGGGUCGGAUACGAGUCACAAUUAAAAUACUUGCAAGACAAUGUCAUCACGCCGUUCCUUAAUCGCGCAGUGUACCAAAAUUCGGGUCAAGCCGAGGAAAAAGUCCCGCAGGGAGUGACUCUCUGCGGCACUAAUAAAGAUCGAAUCUCCCUCAUCGCCAGGGCCGUAGCGAACGAGUUAUCCCUUCAAAGUGGGGGUGACUAUGUACAUUUUAUUGAUGCGGGAAAAAUUUUGUCAACUAUCUCGCUUGACUUGUUUGUAAGCCCGUCCGAGAAGGGCCUAGUGGCCGUGGAAGCUGCUUUCAAAAAACCCAAGGGGUAUGACACGACCGUCAUUUUCCUGCAAGAUUUCCACCCCUAUGCCAGCGUCAGCACAGUCGAUCUACUAACCCAAAAGAGGGCCCAAACUCAGCAUAAAACUCUACUCAUCUGCAGUGUAAAGGAUAAAAUCGAUGGUGAAGAAGUUCUAUGGAGAGACAACAAAGUAUUAAAAUACCUUCACAUUCCGAACUUUUUAACGGCCCAAGCACGACUGGAGGUCUUGCACGCGUUCACUUCGAAAUGGGGUUACCUUCCGGACGCUGACGAUCUACGCUUCGUGGCGGACAUGACGUUGCCCCCGUUUGGAGAGGAGCGAGGAACUGAGAAGGAUUUGAAAACUGUGGCAAAGUUCGCGUAUCGGCGGGCAGUGGAAAGGUUGCAAAAGAGUGAGGGACUCGGUGACACCGACGUCAUUGACAGGACACGGGUACACGUGAGCUUAGAAGAUUGGAAAGAGUCCCUUCAACAGCUUCUGGAGGGAGAUAUUCCGUCGGGGUCUUCUCACGGCUUAGCAGACUCGAUCCAAACCCUCCAAGACACUCGAAAACAAUUGGAAAUUUCCCGCAAGCAACUGGAAGAGACCAGAAAGCUCCAGGAGGAAAUGACGGAAAUUAAAAUUUGUAAUGAAAUGGACUUUAAAUCGGUAACAAAACCGGAGGAAGUUGUGGAUAAAAUUAAAUCGUUUUGCACCUAUGGAAACAUUAAUUUGUUAGAGGUGAGAGAUGAAUGGUGUGAGGAUGAGGAAAAUAUCCAUGUCACGAUUAAGAUUCGUCUCCCCAUGAAGAAGAUUAAUGAAGAAGUGUAGAUAAAACCUUUAUGAACCCAAUUUUCUUAAAUGUACAAUAAAUGAGUGAAACUCCUUUUAUAUAUUUAUUGUAUUUUGUAAAGUUACUUGCAGGUAAACAAUAAUAAUUCAAAUGAAAUAAAUUAUAAACUAAACGUAA